Symbiodinium sp. CCMP2456 is the source of this 894-nucleotide messenger RNA. The record is from the annotation of a GenBank genome assembly. NCBI's taxonomy places the organism in Eukaryota, Dinophyceae, Suessiales, Symbiodiniaceae.
GUUCUCGACAUUUGGUGUCGCACUGCUGGCCGAUGGCUCGCCGGAAGCCGUGUGGUGAACUUGGUGCAGGAGCGCCCUUUGGCCGAAUCCGCACCGCUGAUCGCUGUUGGGCUGAUCAUGGGAACACUGUAUGUGUCCUUUGGCUGGGCGUACCUGCCUGCAGCUCACCUUCCUCUGAGUAGCACCAGCUCUGUUGUCUUCCAUUCUUCCUUCAUCAUGGCGGUUCUCUCUUACGAGCGCGGCAUCACCAUCGAUCCUGGCUUCAUCCCCGACAACUGGCAGAAGUCGGAGAACGGUCGGCCCAUCUUCGAAGGGGAAGGUGGCAUAGUCUUCAUGCACGAACGCAAGAAGAAAACGGGCGAACUGCGGUUUUGCAACAAGGAGAUGAAGUUCAAGCCCGACCGAGCGCACUAUUGCAGCGCGAUGCGGCGAAAUGUUCUGCGCAUGGACCAUUAUUGCCCGUGGUUGGCGAACUGUGUCGGGUACCAUAACCACAAGUUCUUCUUCCUCUUCCUCUUCUAUACGCUGAUAGCCACAGGCACUCUCGACGUGGGCGUAAUCCGUGCACUGCAUUGCUGCAUGCACAGCGCUGGCCACACCUUCAUGAUGGGUCAAGGUGCUGUGAUCUCCACGCUCCUCACUGUCCUUCUUGGGCCCUUCUUUGGCUUCCACUGCUGGCUCAUGAGGCACAACAUGACGACCAUCGAGUAUUGUGAGAAGCGACGAGACAACGACGAGUCCCGCAUGUCGCACUACGACAUCGGGGUGUACAAGAACAUCCAAUGUGUGCUGGGAGACAAUUGGAUGCUCUGGCUGCUACCCAUUUCGGGCCCUUCCGGUGAUGGCUUGCAGUGGGGCGUUGCCGAGCUGCGGCCCGCAACUCCGGCUGUGGAG